ACAAUGGCGUAGGGUUUCGCUCUCGCGUCCAUAUAAAAGCGAAAAACCUCCCUCGACCCAGACGCUGCGCUGGGAUAACAAACACGAACCCUAGCGACACCGAGCCGGCGAAGCCAGAGCUUCGAGAUCAUCCGCCGGAGCGACCGCCACUCCCAAAAUGACUUUCAAGCGCAGGAACGGCGGCCGCAACAAGCACGGCCGUGGCCACGUCAAGUUCAUCCGCUGCUCCAACUGCGGCAAGUGCUGCCCCAAGGAUAAGGCAAUCAAGAGGUUUCUCGUGAGGAACAUUGUCGAGCAAGCUGCUGUCAGAGAUGUCCAAGAAGCUUGUGUCUAUGACAAUUAUACUCUUCCAAAGCUGUAUGCCAAGAUGCAGUAUUGCGUGUCCUGUGCCAUCCACUCCCAUGUUGUGAGGGUUCGAUCUCGCACAAAUAGGAGGAACCGUCAGCCUCCGCCGCGCUACAUCAGACGUCGUGAUGAUUUGCCGAAGCCUGGUCAGCCUGGUCAGCCUGGUCAGGCACCUCGUGUUGGAGGCCCUCCUGCUCGGCCCUGAGGCAAACCGAACGUACUAUCGCAUCAUCCCAAUUGCUCUUGAUUGCAUGGAUGACUUUCUAGGACCGAUUUUUUUUCGUUUGAAAGUUUUGAUGUUUGAUUGCGGCUGCCCGUCUGUACUGCAUAAGGAUUAUAUGGCUCUUCUUUCAAAGUCAUUGUUCAGAUGCUAGAUACCUUAUUCAAUCAAUGUGAGCAUCUAGACCAGGGGAUUAAGUCUAAAAUACAUAGUAUAGGCGACUAUACCUUUGCCC
Messenger RNA from Eucalyptus grandis, 800 nucleotides. Its product is annotated as 40S ribosomal protein S26-3. The record is from RefSeq and is a predicted model, not a curated record. Gene Ontology annotation, molecular function: mRNA binding; structural constituent of ribosome. Bases 158 to 550 code for a protein of 130 amino acids. The transcript has 5 exons. Gene Ontology annotation, cellular component: ribosome; cytosolic small ribosomal subunit. Gene Ontology annotation, biological process: translation. NCBI's taxonomy places the organism in Eukaryota, Viridiplantae, Streptophyta, Magnoliopsida, Myrtales, Myrtaceae.